AUGGCGUGGACGCAAGCGAGGAGGACAGGUGGACAGGACGGGCGGACGGUCAGGGCGGAGUCCUACUCCUACAAGAAGUGGAUGGCGGCAGCGGCAACGGCGGCGGCGGCAAAUCGGGAAGAAAGAAGCAACGCGACCCAGAUGGAACGGACAGAGGAAUUGGGAGGAGAUGAAGAGGAUGCGAUGCGAUUACUCAAUCCUGGCGGAAUCCGGGUGGAGGAAGCGGACGCCACAGAAAUCCUGGGAGGGAUUAAAGCGCGCGCCCCACGCCCCCACGAGUAUGAUUGCGACGCGGGCGAGAGUGAGAGCGGAGGAGGAGGGGUUUGGUUGGGGAUUGAAGAAGGGAGAGAGAUUGCCGCAGGAGAGAAGGCAGGUUCGGGACGACGACGGCGGCGGUAA
Miscanthus lutarioriparius is the source of this 399-nucleotide messenger RNA. Lineage: Eukaryota; Viridiplantae; Streptophyta; Magnoliopsida; Poales; Poaceae. The record is from the annotation of a GenBank genome assembly.